UAACACACAUCACACUGUGGACCGAAUGUAAGUGCAGAAAAGAAUGAGACUGGACGCAAGACGUUAACACAAAAGCUGAAAGUUCCUCAGAAGAUUUGGAGAGGGACGAGAGAGGGAAGAAAGAAAUAUUACUGCUGUCUUUACUGAGCUGAGAGAAGGAAAGAGAAAAGGUUUGCUGUGAAGCUCCAUCAUGGCCACUCUGAAGGAAAAGAGGACUUGCGGGCAGCGGUGUGAAGACUUCGGCCACUUUGUCUGGAACUCGGAAAAUGGGACGUUUAUGGGAAGAACGCCAGAGAAAUGGGUGUACAUUAGUCUGUACUAUGUGGCCUUCUAUGUCAUCAUGACGGGGCUCUUUUCUUUGGCGAUCUGGGUCCUCAUGUACACCAUCAGUCCCUACACCCCUGACUACCAAGAUCGACUAUCAUCACCAGGGGUGAUGGUGUGGCCGGACACAUACGGAGAGGAAGACGUUGAAAUCUCCUACAACACGUCAGACAAGGCCAGCUGUAUGGCAAUGGCCAACAUCCUUCACGACUUCCUGAAGCCCUACAAUGACACCAAGCAGCUGGAGUGCAACAACUACAACUGCACCAAGGGGAAGUACUUCAUCCAGAAGACCUUCUCUGCCCCCCACCACACCAAGUGGGUUUGCCCCUUCACACAGAGCAUGCUGGGACCCUGCUCUGGAAUUGAGGAUCCGACUUUUGGCUACAACAGCACCAUGCCUUGUGUCAUCAUCAAGAUGAACAGGAUUAUUGACUUUUUGCCUUCUAAUAACACCGCUCUGCCCCCAUAUGUCAACUGCACCAUACUGGAUGGAGAGGACAGUGUGGCAAAAAUAGAGUAUUUCCCAGACGGUGGCAUUAUGGAUCCCUCCUACUUCCCAUACUACGGAAAGCUAGCACAGCCUACUUAUGUCAACCCACUGGUGGCCGUUCGGUUCAGCCUGGUCGGAGAGAAGGAAGCCAAGAUCCAGUGCAGAGUGGUGUCUGAAAAAAUCAGCUACGAAAACAUCCACGACCCCUAUGAGGGGAAAGUCGUCUUUUACCUCAAAGCAGUGAAAUGAACCAAGUCAGAUAGUCACACAGUACCACUACUCACCUGCUAGUAUCAUAUAUCUGGAUCUGUAGGGAUACUUAUCAAACAGCCUUUAAGCCACUUGUAUUCAACUUAAGCAGUCUAUAGACCUAAGUUUCCAAGUAAUUUAUUAAUGUUGUUGCAAAAUAAAUUGUAAGAUCUAGAAAUCUGAAGGAGCAAAAUUCAAGCGUUAUGACCUCCAAAUGUGUCCUUAGAAACAGUGGAUAAAUGUAUUUCAGCAACUUAAUGAAGAGUCUGAAUAAUGAAUAAAAUGAUAUGAACAAUUAUAUGGUUUUGACUAUGGGAAUGAGCAAAAUCAGUACUUCUGAAUAAUAAAAAUCUGAGUAUCA
Oreochromis aureus is the source of this 1427-nucleotide messenger RNA. Its product is annotated as potassium-transporting ATPase subunit beta. NCBI's taxonomy places the organism in Eukaryota, Metazoa, Chordata, Actinopteri, Cichliformes, Cichlidae. The transcript has 7 exons. Bases 191 to 1066 code for a protein of 291 amino acids. Gene Ontology annotation, molecular function: ATPase activator activity. Gene Ontology annotation, biological process: intracellular potassium ion homeostasis; potassium ion import across plasma membrane; sodium ion export across plasma membrane. Gene Ontology annotation, cellular component: sodium:potassium-exchanging ATPase complex. The record is from RefSeq and is a predicted model, not a curated record.